AUGUCCCGCGCACGCCCGCCGCGGUUCUUGCGGCCCCCGCGACCGCCGCAGCCGUCACCCGAAGACGGCGGCGGCGCCAGCGUGGCCAAGUCUGGGCACCGGAGGCGGCGUGAGCUGCUGUCCCUGCUGCGGGAUCGCGGGUCGCCCUCCGGUGCGGCCGCCUCGGCUGCCGAGGCGCUCCGGCGCGAGGGGCUGCUGGGCGACGUCCGCGAUUGCACGUCAGCGAUCGCAGCGCUGGGCGCGCGGCAGGCCUGGCAGACGGCUGCGCUGCUGUUCGCCGGGAUGCGGAGGGGCGACGAGGGAAUGCCGGCGCCCGACGCCAUCUGCCACGCAGCGGUGGUGGCCGCCUGCGAGCGCGCAGCAGAGUGGGAGGCGGCGCUGGGGCUCCUGGCCUCAGGAGCCCCGGCAGGCGCGGCAGCCUUUUGCGCGGCCAUGAGCGCGUGCGGCAAGGGCAGGCGCUGGCCUUACGCUCUGCGCUGCCUGGACCGCAUGCUGGGUGUGCUCGUGGAGCCAGACGUCCGGUGCUAUGGCGCUCUGAUCGACGCCUGCGGCAGGGGCUCGCAGCCAGAGAGGGCACUGGGCCUUCUGACGGAGGCCGUAUCGAGGGAGUUGCGCCCUGGCGUCGUGUGUUACGCCGCUGCGCUGUCCGCCUGCGGUCGCGCCCAGCACUGGCAGGACGCGGCCGCGCUGCUGCGGAGCAUGGCCCUGCGGCGCGUCGACCCUGACGCGGUGUGCUGCACCGCGGCGAUCAACGCAUGCCGUCGCGGGCACCAGUGGCCCCUGGCCGUUAGCUUGCUCAGCGAGGCGCGGGCUCGCGGCACGCUGCUGGACGCCGCCGUGUACAACGCCACCAUGAGCGCCUGCGAGAGGGCCGAGCACUGGAGCGCUGUCCUGGCCCUGCUCUCCGAGAUGCAGGGCGCCGGCGUGGCUCCCGACCUGAUCAGCCACAACAUUGCCGUCGCCGCCUGCCGGCAGGGCCCGCUGUGGCCCGUGGCUCUGGCCCUGCUGGACGCCGCCAGGUGCGCCGGCCUCGCGCCCGACGUGGUGAGCUACGCCGCCGCGAUCAGCGCCUGCGAGCGGGGGCGGGCCGCCCGCGCGGCCCUCCGGGUGCUGACCUCCAUGCGGGAGCGCGGGGUCCGCCCCAACGAGCUCUGCUACGGCGCCACCAUCGGCGCGGGCGACUGGCAGACGGCCCUGGGCCUGCUGGCAGCCAUGGGGGAGGAGCGGCUGACGCCCACCACGGUCUGCUGCAACGCCGCGAUUACCGCGUGCGACCGCGCGGGCCAGUGGAGGCAGUGCGUGGCGCUGCUCUCGAGCAUGCAGGCCGCCGCCCUGAGCACCACCACCGUCACUUACAACGCGACCAUCAGUGGGCUGAAGAGCGGCUCCGAGUGGCAGAAGGGGGUGCUCCUGUUCUGCAGCAUGCUCGACAGGAUGCCACAGGAGCCCUGGCUGCGGCCCAGUGCCGUCAGCUGCGGCGCCGCGCUGGCCGCCUGCAAGGAGGGCUCUGCCUGGGAGCAAGCCCUCGCGGCCUUCGCCAGGAUGUCCGAGAGCCAGCUGGAGACAGACGCCGAGUGCGGCAGGGUGCUGCUGCUGACGCUCUGCAAGGCCGAGCGGGCGGUCGAGGCGCUGGGGCUCCUCCGCUCGCAGUCCGCCGCGGGGGGCAGCGCGCUGCUGAGGCCCCAGCGCGACGAGCGCUCGGGAGCGCUGCUCCUGGACCUGCACGGCCUGCCCGUGGAGGGUGACCUGGUCCUCGUGGUUGGGCGGGGAUCCCACAGCGCGGGCGGCGUGGCACAGGUCCGGCCCGCGCUGCUGGCCAUGCUGCAGGGCGAGCUGGGCCUGCCGGCGCGCCUGGCGCCCGGCAACGCGGGGAGGCUGCUCCGUGCCUGGUGGGGCUCUUGCGGCCAUCUGGCGACAUCUUGA
Prorocentrum cordatum is the source of this 1923-nucleotide messenger RNA. Lineage: Eukaryota; Dinophyceae; Prorocentrales; Prorocentraceae. The record is from the annotation of a GenBank genome assembly.